GCAGCUGCAGACGGUGAGCGGUCGCGGCUCAGUCUCAGUCACCCCGGCACCGACAACAACAAACACCAGCCGCCGCUCCCCCCACACACACACACCAUGAACGGACAGAUCAACGGCCUGCACCAGAACCUGCUGGACGAGAGGACGUUCCUCUUCACCUCCGAGUCGGUCGGUGAAGGUCACCCAGAUAAAAUCUGUGAUCAGAUUAGUGAUGCUGUAUUGGAUGCCCAUCUCAAACAAGACCCGGAUGCCAAAGUUGCAUGUGAGACUGUUGCAAAAACUGGUAUGAUUCUGCUGUGCGGUGAGAUUACCUCUAGGGCUGCUGUCGACUACCAGAAAGUCGUACGAGAUACUAUUAAACAUAUCGGGUACAAUGAUUCAUCAAAAGGCUUUGACUACAAGACCUGCAAUGUCCUGGUUGCUUUGGAGCAACAGUCUCCAGAUAUUGCACAAGGUGUUCAUUUGGACAGGAAUGAAGAGGAUAUCGGUGCUGGUGAUCAAGGCCUUAUGUUUGGUUACGCCACAGAUGAGACUGAGGAGUGUAUGCCCCUGACCAUUGUUCUUGCUCACAAACUGAAUGCUAAAAUGGCAGAGCUGCGCCGUAAUGGCACUCUGCCAUGGCUCCGGCCAGACAGCAAGACACAGGUUACUGUGCAGUACCUGCAGGACCAUGGUGCUGUCAUUCCCAUCCGCGUGCACACAAUUGUGGUGUCGGUGCAGCAUGACGAGGAGGUUCCGCUGGAUGAGAUGAGGGAUGCUCUGAAGGACAAAGUGGUCAAGGCGGUUGUGCCCAGCAAGUACUUGGAUGAAGAGACCGUUUACCACCUGCAGCCCAGUGGACGUUUUGUUAUUGGUGGACCACAGGGAGAUGCAGGCCUGACUGGGCGCAAGAUCAUUGUUGACACCUAUGGUGGAUGGGGUGCACACGGGGGUGGUGCUUUCUCUGGCAAGGACUACACAAAGGUGGAUCGUUCUGCUGCCUAUGCUGCUCGAUGGGUUGCCAAGUCUCUGGUAAAAGCUGGUCUGUGCCGACGUGUGCUUGUGCAGGUAUCCUAUGCUAUUGGAGUUGCACACCCUUUGUCCAUCUCCAUUUUCUCCUAUGGGACAUCUGAAAUGAGUGAGAAGGAUCUUUUGAGCAUUGUGAAGAAAAACUUUGAUCUGCGUCCUGGUGUUAUUGUCAGGGAUCUGGACUUGAAGAAGCCAAUUUACCAGAAGACAGCAGCCUAUGGCCACUUCGGUAGGGAUAGCUUCCCCUGGGAAGUGCCUAAAAAACUUAAGUGCUGAGUGUGAAGUCUUUCUCCCCAGAUCUGUUGGUGUAUAAUACAGAGAAGCUGCAGAAUCUCGAGGAGAAAGACCCCCCUUCUGUAUAACCUGUCCUCCCAUAACUCCAUUUGCUAGUGGAAAAAUAUUGGUUCUUCCCUCUGCUCCCAUCCCCUAUCACACAGAGAUUGUCCCGAGCCCUAUUGUGAUAGCCACUGCCUUGCUAAUGUGUAGUUUUUUUUGUUCAGGGUGAGGGUUGAAAAGGACCAUAAACAAGAGGAUCAAUUUUUGGGUUUGGGUGACCAGACACUCCAUAUUCCCAGUACAACUGUAACCCGAGUCUGCAAGACCUGCUUUACACACCACUCCUUCAUCAAAACUUGUAGUCUUGCUUGGUUCUAAACUAUUGUCAGUGCUUGACCCAAACAUUGGGGCACUUCCAGUGAUGGUGCUUAUUGUGUAGCCCUGGCCCUUCCGUGUAAUUUCAAUGUCCUGACUCUCAUGCAGUCCUAUUUUUGGAUUAGCAAUGUGGAGUUUAAAAUUCUCACUACCAUCCCCUAUUUUCUUUGUUUGAGGACGUACGUAAUGAUUUUUAAACAGCAAAAGGGUUUUCAAAGGAAUUAACAACAAGCUAUGCAUCGUUGUUUCUGCACUAGCCAAACCUCGUUUUUUAAACUUAUUUUUUGAAUGGGCUCUUGUGGCCUUGAUUAACAGGUCGAGGGCUGCUUCCAAGGCCUGCAAGUUGCACACUUUGGUAUUUUUUUUUAUCUUUAAGGAAAUAUCCAUAACUGCACAAUGAGCUCCUGGGUUUCCGACAAAUGAAGCCAUUCAGCCAUUGUUAAUGAAACUGGUGUCGAUACAGAGAAGCCAGUAAAACGAUGGCUCCAGGAAUCUAACCUUCAUACUUGAAUAAUAUUGUGUUCCUAUUUAUUCUGAGACUUGGUGUAUUACAGAGAAGCCAGUGUCUCAGUAGGCAGCUUAGAAACGUCGUAUUUUUUAAAAGAUAAAUAUAUUGCAAUUCCUUCAGUCACAGUAUCCCGGGUAGGCCCAAGGUGUCCUACAGAAAGCUCUUGGGUUGACCUACAAGGGGUCUGGCUGGUGUUAAACACAGGGGCAGGCAUGUCCAGCAGUUGGUGAGUGCCUCUUGGCCAGUGUUGUACAGAGAAGCUGGCCUGUUUACAUGCUCUCUGCCACUGCUGUGAUCGGCAAGUGCCUUUUUGUAACUUAGCAGUUAUUACGUAUGUCUGCUGUCAGAAGUCCAAAUUCUAAGAUCUCAAUAAAGUGCUAGGUUCUCCAUAUAAA
This is a messenger RNA of Leucoraja erinaceus (little skate), 2562 nucleotides long. RefSeq names its product methionine adenosyltransferase II, alpha a (gene mat2aa). The record is from RefSeq and is a predicted model, not a curated record. NCBI's taxonomy places the organism in Eukaryota, Metazoa, Chordata, Chondrichthyes, Rajiformes, Rajidae. Gene Ontology annotation, cellular component: cytosol; methionine adenosyltransferase complex. The transcript has 9 exons. The coding region runs from base 97 to 1284 and encodes 395 amino acids. Gene Ontology annotation, biological process: S-adenosylmethionine biosynthetic process. Gene Ontology annotation, molecular function: methionine adenosyltransferase activity; ATP binding.